AUGCCGGAUUACAGUGAUAUCCUCACUGCUCAUCAGCGAGAAGCUCUGGAUCGGUUGAUUUGUGGAGACAUGCAUGACCUUGACCCGUGCAUUGGCGACGUGAGUUGUCAGAUGCGCGUGCCCUUCAUCCUCGACGCCUACUGGAAAGUUCAUUCUCGACUGUGCGAGAGAGGGCUACUUGAUUGCAUCUAUGAAGCAAUUAAACAACCCAACGGCGACCAACAAGCGGCAAGACAUGAUGACGUUGGGAUUGUGGAAGGCCAGCUUUCAGCCUUGAGAGCCUGGCAACAGUAUGACGAUACUGUCAGGGAUAUUCGUCAACUCCUCGGCGAAAACACCAUCGAGCUGCUCGGGUUGUGCUAUUCACUUACUUUAUCCAACGCUCUCUCCUACGAUGAAUUUGGUACCUGCUUCUACUUUGUCUACUUGGGAAGCUUUGGGCCUCCGUCUCAUCAUCACGACAGCCACAGAAAGCUUGGUCCCGACAACCAGCUACCUAUACUUCGUCAGAAGCUGGCAAGCGGCAUCGUGGCGUAUUUUCAUGACGUCGUGGGGAGGCUUGUCGAGGCUAGUACACAUACAACCCGCGAAAUAAAGCAAGGGGACUUUGUAAACUACAUUGAACGGCAACUGUAUGAAGCAGUCCACCGGCUGUCAUCCAGAAUCGAACAGCAACAUCCACAUGCGGACAGCAUUCCAUUAGUUGCCUGUCAACCACAGAUGAGAGUGGUUCUAUUGCAUGAGUUUGCUCGCAAGAGGCCAAUGGUUGUGACUGUUCGCCGUCUCAAAAUUGUCAAUUGUUCCGUCAAGGGACUCACCUACACUCUCAGCGAUACACGCUGCUUGUACUACACACCAAGCGAGGAAACAGGCGCUUUUGAGCUUGUCGACAGCGUUGAUACAAAAUUUCGCAACAUUCCUUGCUUAUCUUUUAAUUGCUGGAGCACAUAUCUCGACUCGCAGCCGGGACGCGGUUUGGAUUCGAGCAGUGACGCUGAGUACUUCCACGCUCUGGCUCAAAGCGACAUUUCGUGGCUUAUUAUUGCUUAUUCAAAUGUGCAUCCGCCGUUCGCAAGCAAGUCUGACGCCAAUGGUGAUGAUCUGCGUUCUACGUACGCAAGUAUUUGCGGAGCAGAGGUCAGAAGUUUUGACUACACCCGCGAGCGAUGUCAUGGAUUUGACCUGCAAAGACAACGACUUGACGAAAAACGGCCAACGUUUUUCGGGUACCUGACGGGUAUCUGGCGGCGCUGCUCCACUCACUAA
Messenger RNA from Beauveria bassiana ARSEF 2860, 1266 nucleotides. RefSeq lists its product as uncharacterized. The coding region runs from base 1 to 1266 and encodes 421 amino acids. The transcript has 2 exons. Lineage: Eukaryota; Fungi; Ascomycota; Sordariomycetes; Hypocreales; Cordycipitaceae. The record is from RefSeq and is a predicted model, not a curated record.